Molecule: messenger RNA, 1256 nt
Organism: Gossypium raimondii (Peruvian cotton)
Lineage: Eukaryota; Viridiplantae; Streptophyta; Magnoliopsida; Malvales; Malvaceae
Exons: 1
Coding region: 107-1081 (324 amino acids)
Cellular component (GO): chloroplast
Source: RefSeq, a predicted model, not a curated record
UUUUCCUUUUUCUUGUAAGGCUGCAAAAUGCCCAUCAUACCUUAUCUUUUUACACAUCUUUCAACUACCUCUGCUCAAAGUAUCAAAAUUCAAUACACCUACAGAUAUGGCAUCCAAUUUUCUCAAACUUCAUCUUCAAACCUCUAAAACCCAGAUACCAUUCUCUCCCACGCACCCAAACUAUCAUUCCCAUCUCUCUUUCAUCAACCCAAAUGCCUCCUACAACCACAAGUUCCCCACUCUAACACUACAUGCAUCACUUAUUUCCCCUUCUACACCUCCCUCAUCCAGAGAAGAAGCCAUUCUCCAAGCCAAAACAUGCCUUUCCACCUGCUUGGAGAAGCCUCUCAACAAUCCCAAGCUAGUAGGCAAGCUCAAGAAGCUAAAACAACCCAGGUUUCAAGUUGAAAUCCCACUCGUUGAUGAUUCUCCAUCAUCUCUAGCUCAACUAGCUCUAGACAUCUUUAAAGAUAUGUCACUCAAAAGGAAAGGUUCUUUAGUUGAGAUUUUAGUUCUUUGGCCUGACGUUCGUUUAAAAGAAGCUGGAAUUCAAGCUUUUGAAUCAUCCUCCUCGUUGAGCCAUAUUGAACAUAUUGACUUACCUUCAGUUAGCAAAAAUAAUAGAAUUUUUAGUCCUUCAGAUGUAGCUGUCUUUUUGGCCCCUGAGCCAUCGCAGCUUGCUCUUAUCAAAGCAAUAGCUGACAGCUUGUAUCCAAAGCCAUUGGUGAUUUUCAAUCCUAAAUGGGGUUCUGAGGAAGAGAAUGACUUUGGUGAUUUGAAAGGAUUUGUAGGAUCUUUUGAAGUGAUCUAUUCAUUUAUGGGCUUAGAAGUCAGGGGUGUUUUGAGUAAAAGGAAAGGAAUGGUUUUCAAGUGUGUGACAGAUGGGGUUUUGAGUGGAGAGCAAUGGUCAGUCCUCGUUGAAGAAGAUGGUGAAUUGAAGGUAGUUUCAAGGUUCAAAUCAAGACCAGGCAUUGAGGAAGUUGAGAAUGUGUUGUAUAAUUUGAUGGCUAUUAAUUCUCCCAUUACAAAAUCUGCCAAGUUCUUGAGGGAUUUGGUCUCUAAUGUUACAGGAAAAAAGUAAGUUUAGUUGAAAAUUUUCCAAGUUUUACAGGGCUUAUCUAUUGAGCUUUCCCAUGAAUGAGUAGCUUGCUGUCUACUUACUACUACUAGUUUUAUUGAAUAUGUGCUUCUCUGAUUUUGAUUUUCUCAUAUACUUUUUCUACAUUCAUUGAGAUUAAUUAUUUCUUUUGUGUGUA